AUGGAUUGUAACUGCGUCUCCGACCUGCUCCUCACCUCUCCUGUGCCGGCUCUCUGGACACCAGGUUUUGCUUUUCCUGACUGGGCCUAUAAACCUGAGUCGAGUCCUGGUUCCCGUCAGAUCCAACUCUGGCAUUUUAUCCUGGAGCUCCUGCAAAAGGAAGAAUACCAGAACGUCAUCGCUUGGCAAGGAGAUUAUGGCGAAUUCGUCAUCAAGGACCCAGAUGAAGUGGCCCGCCUAUGGGGUAUUCGUAAAUGCAAGCCCCAUAUGAACUACGACAAGCUGAGCCGAGCUCUGAGGUAUUACUACAACAAGCGGAUUCUCCACAAGACCAAAGGGAAACGCUUCACCUACAAGUUUAACUUCAGCAAAGUGGUCUUGGUUAAUUACCCGCUCCUGGACAUGGCUGCCAACUCCCCAUUUCUUCUCACUCAGAACCCUUUCAACGGGAGCAACCACGGAGCCGACUGCACCCCAUUAACCACUGAGACCUUGCAAAGCCUCUUCUCCAGCCCUCGCUUGGGGGAUCCCGCCAGCCGCACCCCACUCUUUGAACGUCAGCCAGAACCAGAGAAACUGAGGCUGGAUGCAGCCUUCCCCUUCUUGGGAUCAGGUGUCCUUAGGCGUAAUUUAAGAAAGGUAGCUGUUCCUUUGGUCCCAGCUGAAACUUAA
Notechis scutatus (mainland tiger snake) is the source of this 672-nucleotide messenger RNA. Lineage: Eukaryota; Metazoa; Chordata; Lepidosauria; Squamata; Elapidae. The record is from RefSeq and is a predicted model, not a curated record.